AAGCCCAACCCAGUAAUCAUUGUCGAUGACUUUUGUUUACGCUGAUAUUAUUUUUGAAAUAUUUUUUCAAAAUAAAAUUUAAUCACAAUGAUUACUGCGUUGGUUUUCCAAAUACUUACGGUCCCUGUUAAGAACCGAAUGGAAUAAAAUAGAUCUCCCCAAUUAAAAAAAAACUCAAGCAGGCGGACAACUAAGACAGAAAUCAAAUACAAAUUCACAGUAUUCCAAUACACAACUCGUAUGAUCUAUAUAUGCGUACAUAUAUAUAGUCAAAAAAGUAAACUUAUCGCUUCUUUUUGGAGAUGUUUGAUAGCUUUGGUGGUUCCUUGGUCGCCAGACGCCAGAGGCGACUCCAGCUGAGUCGCUAUAGGUUGUACCUGCAGCGCCUGAGGAGGGCCACCAGUUUGGUGGACCAGCGACCGCCACUGCUGAAUGCCAAGACCCUGGGCGGAUUCGACGUCCUGCAGCAGGAUACCCGCCACAUUCUGAACCGGACCAACGAUAAUGUGCACCUGCUGUUGACGCUGUCGAAGAUUAAGCGCACCGGCGGCCAACUGGACUCGCUGGAGGCUCCACCGCUGGUAUCCCGAUCGGCUCUGCCGCACAUGCAGCGAAGAUUGGACCUGCUGCAGCAUCGGAACAUGCAGCUGGGCCACCGCCUGAUGCGGAUCCAGGGCCGGAAAGGUAGUGAAGGUGCUCAGCGGGAGCGGCCCAACCAGCAGUCCCAGUCUAGUGGACGGUGUCCCAGUGUGAUGACCAAUCGAUCGACUCUGGCAGAGAGCGAGGUGUUCGCCAAGUACGAUGGCUGGGAUCUGGACCUGCCGCUCGACAACUACGAUCUAAAGCGGCUACUCCGGCCCAGGAUUGUCCUGCACUUUGGCCUGAUGGACGGCCGGCCGUUGGGCCAGGUGGUGGUGCAGCUGUACACAGAGGCCGCUCCGCUGGUCGUGCUGCAGUUCGUCCGCACCUGUUUGGCCCAGCGGUCGCAUGAGUUCGCCGUGCGCCGCAUCUUUCCGCAGCUCUGGCUGGAAUGCUAUCUGCUGGGCAGCUGCAAAAAUCCGACUGGCCAUGCUACUCCCUGCUUGAAUGGUCGCAUGGAGUUCGAUGCACGGGUGAUGAACCACGGACGCCAUGGCUACGUCUUCUCCUGCGCCAAGGAGUACUGCGUCCAUGGAUUCCCCGGCGGGGCCAUCAACUUCAGCAUCAGCUUCAAGCCCCUGCCGGUGGCCAAUGGUCAGCGGGUGGGCUUCGGGCGGGUGAUUCGCGGCGACAAGGUCAUCGAGUGCAUGCAGGCCCAUGGAACGAAAAACGGCAAGAUCAGCCGGCCACUGCUCGUCACCCACUGCGAUAUGGUGUAGGAAAACAAGGAGAUCGGGUCCUAGCUGGAUCAAAUCAGGAGUUAUGUUAUGGAGGAAUGUUAAGAUAGAAAUCAAGGUACUUUCGCCAAUUUCAUCUGAUAUGGGAUCUUACUCAGCUGGAUGAAACCAGAAGUUUCUCAGAAGCUCUUUGAAUGUUAAGAAAGAUCAAUCAAGGAGUUUUUGGUGUACUUUUGGGUCCCAUCCAGCAGAGAAAUUUAUCUGAUAUUGGAAGUGAUUUAGCUGUAUGAAAUCAGAAGUUCCUCAGCUGCUCCUUGAUUGUUAAGUAUUGAUUUAAGACUAAAAAGCUCGGAGAAAAUCCAAAGAAACGCCAGUUUUGAAGUAAUUUUUGCUAAAUACAAGUAUGAUUGCUAUUGCUUUUUAAGCAUAUGCUUCCCAAAAGAUUUCCCCUUCAAUAAAAAAAUCAAUUUGAAUUUUGCUCAACGUUUGA
Molecule: messenger RNA, 1806 nt
Organism: Drosophila elegans
Lineage: Eukaryota; Metazoa; Arthropoda; Insecta; Diptera; Drosophilidae
Exons: 1
Coding region: 303-1358 (351 amino acids)
Biological process (GO): protein peptidyl-prolyl isomerization
Molecular function (GO): peptidyl-prolyl cis-trans isomerase activity
Source: RefSeq, a predicted model, not a curated record